Messenger RNA from Lolium rigidum, 3424 nucleotides. RefSeq names its product vacuolar sorting protein 39-like. Bases 15 to 2969 code for a protein of 984 amino acids. The record is from RefSeq and is a predicted model, not a curated record. NCBI's taxonomy places the organism in Eukaryota, Viridiplantae, Streptophyta, Magnoliopsida, Poales, Poaceae. Gene Ontology annotation, biological process: endosomal vesicle fusion; autophagy; intracellular protein transport. Gene Ontology annotation, cellular component: membrane; cytoplasm. The transcript has 13 exons.
CGAUCGCGCCGGCCAUGGUGCACAGCGCGUACGACGCCGUGGAGCUGGUCUCCGGCGUGCCGGGCCGCAUCGAGGCCGUCGCCUCCCACGCCGGGAAGCUCCUCGUCGCGGCCUCCGACUGCUCCCUCCGCAUCUACUCCCCGCCGGCCCCCGCCGACGGCGAGAUCCGGAGGGACGGGCCCUACGCGCUCGAGCGCCAGGAGCAGCGCCUCUGGCGCCGCGCGCCCUCCGCCAUGGAGGCCAGCGCCACCCGCGACCUCCUGCUCUCGCUCUCCGACUGGGUCGCCCUCCACCGCCUCCCCGGGCUCGAGACCGUCGCCGUCGUCUCCAAGACCAAGGGCGCCAACGUCUUCGCCUGGGAUGACCGCCGGGGCCUGCUUGCCGCCGGCCGCCAGAAGCGCCUCACCAUCUUCCGCCUCGACGGUAGGCGAGAAUUUGUUGAGGUGAAGGAAUUUGGUGUUCCUGAUAUGGUGAAAUCAAUGGCCUGGUGUGGUGACAACAUAUGUAUUGGGAUUAGGAGGGACUAUAUGAUCAUAAAUAGCGUGACCGGAGCAUUAACUGAAGUGUUUUCUGCUGGGAGGAUUGCUCCUCCAUUAGUUGUGCCUCUUCCUACCGGUGAGCUCCUCCUUGGAAAGGAUAACAUUGGAGUAUUUGUUGAUCAAAACGGGAAACUUAUUCAAGAUGGCCGGAUAAUUUGGUCAGAUACUCCUGCUUCUGUUGUUAUACAUAAGCCGUAUGCCGUGGCACGUCUGCCACGACAUGUUGAGAUACGGUCUCUUAGAGCUCCCAGUGCAUUGGUUCAGACGGUUGUCCUCCGUGAUGUUCAGAAGCUUGUUCAAACUGACAACUGUAUACUUGCUGCACUUUCCAACUCGGUCUAUGGUUUGCUGCCUGUUCCUAUUGGUGCCCAGAUAGUGCAAUUGACUGCCUCUGGAGAAUUUGAAGACGCGCUGGCAUUGUGUAAGUUACUUCCUCCAGAGGAUUCAAACCUACGAGCUGCAAAGGAAAGCUCAAUACACAUGAGAUAUGGGCACUUCUUAUUUGAUAAUGGGAGCUAUGAGGAAGCAAUGGAACAAUUUUCGGAUUCGCAUGUGGAUAUUACAUAUGUGUUCUCUCUAUACCCAUCUCUUGUUCUGCCUCAAACACACAUUAUAGGUGAACAUGACAAGCUCCACGACCUGCCAGAAUUAGCAAGAGAAUCAUCUGAUGUGACAGAUGAAAUGGAAUCAUACUCUUUGCAACUUCAUGACUCUGAUGAUAAAUCUCCACUGGAGAACAAGAAAAUGAGUCAUAAUUCUCUAAUAGCCCUUGUGAAGUACUUACAGAAGAAAAGAAAUGGGAUUAUUGAUAGAGCGACGUCUGAAGUAACAGAGGAGGUGGUCUCUGGAGCUGUGCACCAUAGCUUAAUCUUAUCUGAGCCAUAUAAGGCAAAGAAGUCAAAUAAGAAACGACCCCAGACGCUUAGAAGUUCUGUUGCUAGAGAAUUGGCGACUGUACUGGACACAUCUCUUCUUCAAGCUCUUAUUCUUACAAGACAGUCAUCAGGAGCUGUUGAAUUAUUGAAAGGACUCAACUAUUGUGAUUUGAAGAUAUGCGAGGAGUUUCUGAAGGAAAGGAGCGAUUAUAUGGUGUUAAUUGAGCUCUAUAGGAGCAAUGACAUGCACCGUGAAGCUCUCCAAUUACUCAAUCAGUUGGUUGAAAAAUCAAAGUCUGAGAUGGCAAAUACUGAUUCUAUUAAAAAAAUUAACCCGCAAAUGAUCAUUGAAUAUCUCAGGCCCCUUUGUAGAUCUGACCCAAUGCUGGUUUUGGAGUCUUCUUUGUAUGUUCUUGAACGCAACCCGUCAGACACUAUUGAGCUCUUUUUGUCUGAAAACGUUCCAGCAGAUUUGGUAAAUUCAUAUCUGAAACAGCAUGCUCCAAAUUUGCAGUCAACUUACUUAGAGCUAAUGCUCUCAAUGAGUGAAACGGGGAUCAACCCUAAUCUACAAAAUGAGCUGGUGCAACUCUACCUUUCUGAAGUUCUUGACUGGUACAAGAUUCUGAAGGAUGAGGGAAAUUGGACUGAUAAAACGUAUUCCCCAACGCGGAACAAGUUGAUAUCUACAUUAGAGAGUAAUUCAGGUUACAAUACAGACACACUUCUUAAACGUCUUCCCCAGGAUGCUCUUUUCGAAGAGCGUGCUAUAAUGUACGGGAAAAUGAAUCAACAUCUCCGUGCAUUAUCUCUGUAUGUUCAUAAGCUCCACAUGCCAGAGCGCGCAGUUGCAUACUGUGAUCGUGUUUACGAGGAAGGAGCGCAGCAGCCUUCCAAGUCCAAUAUUUAUUUUAAUCUUCUCCAAAUUUAUCUAAACCCAAGAAAAGCUGAAAAAGAAAUUGAGCAGAAAAUUAUUCCAGUGGCAUCACAGUACCCGGGAAUUCAGAGGGUUAGCUCUACUACUAAGGUCAGAGGAGGGCGUAUGGGUAGAAAGGUUGUUGAGAUCGAAGGGGCUGAAGACAUACGCUUUAGUACUAGUGGAACAGAUAAUGGUCGAAGUGAUGGCGACACGGAUGAUGUUAGUGAUGGAGGCCCUAUAAUGUUGAAUGAAGCACUUGAAUUGUUAAGCCAAAGGUGGGACAGAAUAAAUGGUGCUCAGGCUCUUCGGUUGUUACCCAGAGACACAAAACUGCAGGAUCUGGUGUCAUUUCUUGAACCACUACUUCGGAACUCUAGUGAACAUCGGCGCAAUUAUAUGGUUAUCAAAAACUUGAUUCUCCGAGCAAACUUAGAGGUAAAAGAGGAUCUGUACAAGCGACGUCAAGCUGUUGUGAAGAUUGAUGGAGAUAGCAUGUGUUCUCUUUGUCAUAAACGCAUUGCAAACAGUGCUUUUGCAAUUUAUCCAAAUGGACAGACAUUGGUGCAUUUUGUAUGCUUUAGAGAAUCACAACAGAUUAAGGCUGUUAGAGGAUCAAACUCUGGGAAACGUAGAUGAUAUGGCCAUACACCAGAUCAGAUGUCAAUCACCAAAACAUUCAGUUCGAACACCAGGAGAGAAUUGGCCAAUAACCAUGCAAAAUUUGGGUCAUGCUUGGAGAAAGUUUGUCUGAAUUCCUGUUCCAGUUUGAGCUUUCAAUCUAUGGCUUUGCCCGGAUGCUUUUGUUGGAUGUCGGCUUAUGGAAAUGCUUUUGUUGGUCUUUACGGGAUCUGAGUGGAUUGCUUCAGAAAGCUUUUGACGGUGUGUUUUUGCUCUCUUGUGAGCCUUGUAUUUAGAGUAUAUCUUGCAUGCCAGAAAACUUAUCUGAGUUUGUUGGAAGUGAUCGUCAUGAUUACGUAUAGUGUUCCAGCAGAUACUCAAGCGUGAUGUAAAUACGUAAUCGGCAAUAUCUUUCUGUUUGUAUCAAUCAUAAUACCACAAGAGUAAAUAUUGGCAUUCACAUUUUCUGAACA